GUUGAAAUCUGUGAUUAGCACCAGAUAAUGGUUUUAUGUUUACAAACGUACCAUCUUUCCCCGACGCACCUCGACUCCUUUAUUCCCAUUGAACUCCUGCAAAAUAUUUCCUCCUGCUCAGAAUGAUAGACUUACCCUCUCUUGGAAGUUCGCUAACACCUCCCGGCCAAGACUGGACAGCGUCCCGGCUUGGGUCCCUGAAUACCUACCAAUUACUGCUCUCUAAACUUGAGCAUAGGCUUAACUGCACAAUGAAAAAUACAUCGGACGCAGGCCAUGCACCCCAAACUCCAGGGUCUCGCACAUCGAAAAGGACGAAGAGGUUGGAAGCUGUGCCGGGAACUGCAACCCUGUCUAGCGGACUAACACCACAUAUCUCGCGGACUCGACUUAUCGCAUCCAGUCCUACCAUAUCGACCGGUGCAGAGGCCACAAGACAUGACGUUCCCAGGGGCAAACACCGCCGUCAUACAACCCCUUAUCCACAGGCAAGCAGCAGGAAGCGAAAGUUGGGCGAGCCAUCAUCAUCCUCCCCAACACAGGACGUUCGGUCGUGGCAGUUCAUACCGUUUAAUGACAUCAUUGACCCUAGGACGAGACGGCGCAUUGGCCGAUCGGGGUUUAGUGAGGAGAUGAAUGCGAUCGAGGAGAGGCGGAGACUCCAGAGAAAGCUCGAGAAGGAAAAGGAUGACGAAUUGAGAAUGCUAAGGGAUGAGUUGGAUCGACUGAGAAACGAGAGAGUUGAUAUAAGUGAUAUGACUGGCGGCGGGCUGCUGGCCGCAGAAGGCACCGUUGUCCCGCUGGCUGCCUUCGAAAGUGAUGAUGACAUGGGUUGCAAUGCGGUCGCCGAUGCGUUUGAGUCCGUUGGAGAUUGUGUUCCUGAUAUUCCUUGCGUUCCGGUUUUGAUAGACGCUGGUACGCAAGUGUCGUUUCACAGCUGUCGUGGGGAGGUCCAGUCAUUGAAGGAGGAUCUUGAGCGAAGGAAGGUGGAACGACGGAACCUUUUUCGGGAAUGGCAGGGCGUGAUGAAGCCCACUGACCAGAGUGGUGAACGAAACGACAUAGAAACCACGCUUUCUACGCCACCUCCAGACCUAGCCGUGCAGGUCAUUGCUAGUUUGCGCGACGCCACCACCCGCGCUUCUGAGGCCGCCAAAACCGUCGAAACUGUUCAGAAGGAGCUUUCUGAUCAUGGGUUUGAUGGCAUCGAUGCCAUGGAGGUCAUCACCAACAUCGGCGCCCGAUUCCGUCACGCUAGAAUAGAACUUGAACGAGCGGUACCCGGUGAAACACCAAACGCCAACCUGUCAAACUGGAGCGCAACCAUUGAUGCCUUGGUGGAACGAAUAGCUCGGCUCGUCGCAGACCUCAAGAAAGCACAGGCACAGAUUACCGGCUACCAAGAGCGCGAGACUGCACUGCGUCGGCAGUUCGACACAGCUUUACUUCGCUUUGAGGAAGCUUCCAAAAAGAAUGAAAGUCUAGAAAGGUAUACCGAAACCGUUGCCGAAGAUAUGCUGAACGCACGAAUGAAGCUUCAAAGCCUCGGGAAAGAGCUCCAGGACCAUGCGAUCGACAAGAAUCGCCUUGCGGCGGCCUUGGAGGAUUAUAUGGCUGAUGUUAAAAUGCUGGAGCGGCUAAACGCAAAAUUAGAAGAUGAGAUCGCUGCCUCGAAGAGACAAGUCGAGGAUCUAGAAAUAGAAAACACCAAACUGGACGAGAAAAAUGAGCUGACGAAGGCAAGGAUUGCGAGUCUAGAAAAGAACUUGUCACAUGAGCAGGAUCUCUGCGAGGCAAUGCAGAGUACUCUCGAACAAUGUGACGGAGAGAUAUCGAAUCUCAGAGAACGGAUACAACAGCUCGAGACUGAGCAUGAGCUUGUCGAGUCUACGCUGAGAGAAGCGAAUGCAAAAGAGUCCGAGAAGCAUGAGAAGGAAGUUGGGUCUCUGAAUGUCCGCCUGUCAUCAAUAUCAACCGCUCUUGAUAGCGCGAGGCUCGAGAACGAGAGGCUCGAGCAGCAGAAGAGACAGCUGGAGCGGCGGCUCGCCGAUUUCCAAGGCCUAUUUUCCAUGGAAAGUAUCCAAGCAGCACAAGAGAAAGCGCGCGAGACCCUCAAGGCCUUUGAGCAAUGGCAGAAAGGAAUUGAGUCAUUGGACGACACCUCACGCAAAGACGAGCUCACUAAUGAACAAGCCCACAGCUUCUGUACGAAUGGAAGCGAACCAAUCACUCCGGCGGCAGAAUCCCGGUUCAAGAACGUGGAGGUAGGCCGGGGAAAGAAGAGAAAAAGAAAUAUGGGCGGUCAGUUUCACGCCGUAAGGGAAGAAGAGGAAUGGUCAGACGGAGACCCGCUGUAGAUUCUGGAGGUUACCAGCAGGUCAUGCAAUCAGGGCUAUUCAAGAGUUUGACUAGCCCGCCUACCAUCAACUUUCCUUUUGUUGUCUCCCUUCCUUUUAGAUAUAUUUUCGGAGUAUGUUGACUCCGAGCCUGUAGCAUGUAACUCUUGGUGUUUGGGGGGAGAGGGGCUCGUUGGAAAGCGACUGCUAACUCGAAACAAUACGCAUC
Molecule: messenger RNA, 2565 nt
Organism: Coccidioides posadasii C735 delta SOWgp
Lineage: Eukaryota; Fungi; Ascomycota; Eurotiomycetes; Onygenales; Onygenaceae
Biological process (GO): microtubule anchoring at centrosome
Cellular component (GO): centrosome
Source: RefSeq, a predicted model, not a curated record